AUGCGCGAGACUGGCGCCUCGACGCCCCGCAGUCGCACUGGACUUAGGUUCAGGGAGAGACUCAGCAAGCUCGUCCAAAGACCAUCAUCUGCCUCUGGCAAGUCUCAUCUGAACGUCCCCGAGCUAUCGAGCCGAGACUCCUCUUCAGUGCUCAGCAUCAAGAACAGCUUAUCAGAUGGCGCCAACACCGCUCCAGAAGACUCCGUCGAAAACAAAGCUACGUUGUCUCUUACAGAGGCCUCGACCGCCGUGUCGCCACCGUUCGAUGAAUCGACGGGAGAUGUAUCUGGCACAACCACCUCCAUGAAUGGCCAUGUCACGCAGAUGUGGCACAGAGCUUUAGAGGCGGUCAUGAGGGAUGAAGAAGUGAAAGAAGCAGCCAUUCUGUUUGACAGCCUUCUCAAGGAACACAUGAAGCAAGGUUUGCGCCCUAACGUCUCUUAUCCGUCCAGCUCAUGGUACUGGCUUGAAGACCUAAUCAGAACAAGCUUUUUCGACACAACCAAAGAGCUCUUCGGAGCCCGAACCAAAGAAUGUAGAGGAUGCUCUCAGCCUAGUCGAUCGUACUUUGCAAGACGCAACGAAAGCUCAACAAGCACUGGAUACCACCUUGGGUGUAUUCGCCGUCGUAAAAGGACUCAGUUCGUUUGUGGGAUCUAUGCUAUCAGAAUACCCACCCGCAGCUCUAGCUUGGGCUGGAGCUUGUGCCUGUAUUCCAUGAAGUCGCCCGACUCCCUUAAGAGGCAUCGUAAUGCUGAACAUGGCAUCCGGCAGAUAAUUUCAGCGCCUCUAGAACAACACCAGAGUAUGAUCAAGGGCCUGAGACAUAUCUACGCUCGGGCGCCUAUCUAUUUUGACCUGACUGGCAACCUUCUUCAGGAUGGAGCUCUCAGCUUUGACUUGGGCAGUUCAAUCCGCACCAACAUCCAACCACUCUACGAAGGCAUUUUGAAGUACAUAAUGCUGAGCAUCUGCUCAGUCCAUCGCGGAAAAUUCAGUCGUUUCUGGGAAGCCAUCUCUGGCCAGGCUCAGUGGGAAACCCUUCUCAACAACAUCGAGAAAGCCGAAGACAGUUCAUUGCGAAACAUACAAACGAUUCAUGGUUCCAAACUUCUGGCCGUCACCACCCAUUUCAGCGAGAGAUAUUCGAGGGCUGUUGAUCUCGAGGAAGAUCGGCGCAGAAAUGAAUACCUCCACAAACUGAAGGGAAUGGAUUAUCAAACUCGUCUAAACACCACUCGACGUCGACUUGAUGGGACCUGUCAAUGGUUUCGCCAACACCCUGGGUUCAGAGACUGGCUGGACAGCGAUGGUGGCCUACUUCUGGUCUCGGCCAGUGCCGGCUGUGGCAAGUCUGUCCUCGCAAAAUACCUCAUCGAGGAACUGCUUCAUGAGGAAGAUGCUGGUGCGACUGUCUGCUAUUUCUUUUUCAAAGAUAGCGAUCCACAAGCGAGAAGUUGUGUGAAUGCUUCUAAAGCAAUCCUCCAUGGUUUCCUCAAGUCAAAUCUUGAAUUGGUAGAUACCUGCAUAAAGGAACUACCCAUAACCUCUGGCAUCUCCAACAUGGAUUUGUGGCCUACAUUCGACAAAUUGUCAAGAGCGCAAGGUGCGGGAAGAAUCAUCUGCGUGUUAGACGCACUUGAUGAGUGUGAUCCAACUGAACGGGAUGGCUUGAUCAACAGUCUCAAAAACUAUAUCACCAAGAACCACCGAACAAUAGGCGCCAAAUUUAUUGUGACAACCCGAGGAUAUCCACAGAUUGUCAAUCUGUUCGCCGAUUUCUCUUCCAACAAGAUCCAUUUAGACGGCGACAGUGAUGAAGUGAUGGACCAUCGAUUGAACAAGCUUGAAACGACAAUGCCUGAUAUCGGCCCUGCGACGUCGUUGGAUAUCAUACGCACAGGACUGAUCGAGAAUAGCACAGAACAGAGGACAUAUCUGUGGAUGCAUCUCAUGUUUGACUACAUUCGCAAGAACAGGUUUUGUACCAGGGAAGAAUGGCGAGAAAUCUUCCGGAACCCUCCCGACACUGUCGAUCGAACCUACGAAGGGCUCUUGCAAAGUGUCACGCCUCAAGCGAAGGAGAGAGUACGCACUCUAUUGGCUCUCAUACUGGCUGCGGAGAGACCGCUUACGAUUGCGGAGCUCAGUACUGCCGUCAACUGUCGAAUCAAUGCACUUGAGUCACGAAACUUUGACCUCGAUGAUAUCCCAGACGAGAAAGAGUUUGGAUCUUGGAUAAGGUGGGAAUGCGGCUCAUUUGUCACUAUAUACGAAGGACAAACCUUCUUGAUUCAUCAGACAGCCAAGGAAUUCCUCUUGGAAACAACGGAGGCCGACCAUGGAUGGUGGCAAGGCUCAAUGACUGAACACGUCAUACAUCAGUACAUGGCCGAGUCAUGCAUAUCCUUUCUCUCCCUCGGGAAGUUUCAACAACAAGAAUACGUCGAUGACGUGCAAACCAAAAUAUCCAAUGCGGAUAAGACUAGAGAUUCCUAUUUUGUUCCUGAAGAACUCCCCAAUUUUGAGUCUCCCAAUCUUCAGUCUUCUUAUCAUUACGCUCGUUCUCUUGAAGCUAUCCUUCUUGAAGCUGCCAAUCUUGAACCUUUUGUGGUUUAUUCAGCAAUGAACUGGAUGUAUCACUUUAGGCAAUGCCAGCAAUCUGGUCUCUCUGACUGCCAGGUCACAGACGUUGGCAAGGAGUUCUUCGACCUCUACCUCAGUCUUUUCACGAAGAAACACGCGGAAAGCUACAUCACGUGUGGUGAAUGGAGACAGCGACCAUGGUAUCUCAUGCUGAUGGCUUCGAAACCUCCUGGAGUAUCUUCACAAAUGGAAAUUACGCAGAAAGAAUAUCAGCUGUUGUCGCCAGGGACUCUCGCAGUCUCGAGUCUUGCUUGCAUCUUCGAUCAUAGGCGUCUUCUAGUUUUCGCCUUGGAUGUGCUGGGAGAAGAAACCAGUCAUACAGCCAAUGAUCUUGCCACUGAGUUCAUCAAAACCAGGCCCGGUCUCUCGCUUCCCCACUUUGCGGCUUGCGGAAACUCGUCGUGGUGCCUGAGCCAUCUUCAAACCCGAGAAUACAACGUAGACCUCCAAGAUUUCGUCGGUCAAACACCACUUCAUAAAGCCAUGAUGAUGGGCAAUGAACAAGUGCUUGAAAUUUUACUGAAGUUCGGCGCUUCGAAAACUAGCUUAGACUGCUCUAACAUGACACCACUCACCUCGGCCUUGAUAUCCAUCCCCGGUUGGAUCAAAGAAUAUAUUGCGUCUAGUGACAGCGCUGAGUCUGAGCUGCGGUCACUUCUAUACUUUUCCGCCACAGCAGAACUUCCAGGCUACGGAGAUAAGAUGAGACAUAUCUCGGAAAUAAAGCUUGAGAUGCUGCGCAAAAAGCGUUCAAGCGGCACAUACGUUGCUCGGAUGCGUCGCCAUGUCGCCAAAUACUCUCCGCUACGCAUACGCAACGAGGAGCCUGACAUGUUUGCUGGACACUUUGGAAACCUGUAUUACAACUCUUGGAAUGCUCUGCAUCUCAGUGUUCAAGACGAGAAGAGAAUCCACAACACGUUGGAAUUGCUCAAACAUCAGGAGAUGGUUCAUGCAGCCGAUGACUUCGGAAAUACUCCACUUCAUACAGCGACAUUGGCAGACAAUGUCUCUGCGAUACAAGUCCUACUUGAUUCUGAACUAGGAUGCUUUGUUGAUUAUAACUGCAAGGGAGAAAGGGGCGAUACCCCAUUACACAUGGCGUGA
Colletotrichum aenigma is the source of this 3753-nucleotide messenger RNA. RefSeq names its product Vegetative incompatibility protein HET-E-1. Bases 1 to 3753 code for a protein of 1250 amino acids. NCBI's taxonomy places the organism in Eukaryota, Fungi, Ascomycota, Sordariomycetes, Glomerellales, Glomerellaceae. Gene Ontology annotation, molecular function: protein binding. The record is from RefSeq and is a predicted model, not a curated record. The transcript has a single exon.